UCAAUUUCCAAACCCUGUGGUCACACAGCCCAGUGCAAAAAAGGAGAAGUUUCUCAGAGAAGGAGGAGGCCAGUAUCAAAAAACUGAUAGUGUGUCAAGGCAAAUCUUCGGCUCUCAUCUCCACCAGCCCACCCCGGGCAGGCGGCAGCUUUGAGCACCUUCAGCCCUGGACCUAGUGCUCCCUUCUCUCCAGAGGCCAUGGCUCCUGGAAUCCUGCUACCACUGAUGGCGGUGGUCAUCUGGCACAGUCAGGCAGCUCCCAUGAUUGAGCCCCAAAGUCCAGAGCUGGUGGUGGAACAAGGAUCAACUGUAACACUUCUUUGUGUGGGCAAUACCAGUGUGUACUGGGUCAAUGAUGUGAACUGCAACACCAGUGGCUGUAUUCAGCAACCCGUGGGCAACAAUAACACCCUUAUUAUCAUCAGCACUACAAUUAGUCAUACAGGCACCUAUAAAUGUUUGGAGGAAGAAACAGAAAACCUGGAUGAAGACAACUCUGCUGCCUCCUUGCACCUCUAUGUGAAAGAUCCAGAAAAUCUUUGGAGUGUCCCCGUCAGUAUGGUCACUGCCUUGGAGGGCAGUGAUGUGCUGUUGCCCUGUCGGAUCACAGAUCCCACAGCAGUGCCUUCAGCAUUUCUGGAAAGAAAAUAUAAUAAACCUGUCAAGGGCAGUGUCACCUUUGACCCUUGGAAAGGCUUCACCAUCCGCAAGGUCCAGUUCAUCCAAAGAGACACUUACUUCUGUAAAGCUGUGGUUGAAGGGAAGAGAAGAGUAUCCUCAAAGAUCCAGCUGAUUGUGGAAAAAGUCCUUUCAGGGCCUCCAAAAUUAUGGCUAGAACCUUCUGAGCUAAUUCGUAUUCAAGGGGAAUCUGCCCAGAUUGUCUGCACAGCAACUGAUCCAGAUACAAGAUUUGAUAUUGUCCUUGAACACCAGCAGAAGGAGAACACUUCCCUGGGAAAAUACCAAUAUAAGUUUAUUGAUGACAACUAUCAAGGUACCAUCAACUUCACCAUCACAGCUGUGAGCCCAGAGGAUGGUGGCACCUAUUUCUGUAAGGCUUCCAACCAUAUGGGCUCCAGCAUUUCUUUCGCAGUUCUAAAGGUAGUAGAACAGGGGUACAUGAACCUAUCCUCUGAGCAAAGCCUCCAGCUAGCAAUGGCUGUUGGGGAAAAUUUGGACUUGAAGGUAAAUAUUGAGACUUAUCCUGAACUGCUUCACUGGAACUGGACUUAUGAUGGUCCCUUUCUCGACUCUCACCCCAAACCGCUGACCUCCAUUUCAGGGGAAAUCUACAGGUUCAACACAACCCUCACUCUGUCUCGGCUGAAAGAUUCAGAAGCUGGGUACUACACCUUCCAUGCUGAGAACUCGAACGCUAAUGCUUCUCUCAGCUUUGAGGUCAUCCUAUACCACCCUCCAGAAGUACAAGUCCAGCAGGCAUACCUCAAUGUCUCUAAUGUCCUUCGCUGCAUUGCUCUUGGGUAUCCAGCCCCUGAGAUUACAUGGUACCGCUGCUCAGGCAAUAAAGAUAGCUGCAACCAGGACAGAGUAUUGCUAUGGCAUGAUGCCAAUACUUCAGUCCUGAGUCAGGAACCCUUUCACAAAGUGACGGUUGAGAGCAUCUUCCAUAUCCAAACUCUGAUGGAAAACACCACCUACAUGUGUAUGGCCAGCAACAAGGUUGGGGACAACUCAUUUAUCUUCUGGCCCAUCCGGAGAGAACUUGUCGUCCGACCUGGUGAAGACGGUCUCUUUAUCCCUGUCGUCACAGCCUGCGUUGCCACCAUGGCUCUACUUUCCCUUCUACUCCUCCUGCUCCUGUACAAGUACAAACAGAAACCCAAGUACCAAGUGCACUGGAAGAUCAUUGAGGCUUGCGAAGGGAACAACUACAUCUUCAUUGAUCCUACACAGCUGCCCUAUAACGAGAAAUGGGAGUUCCCCCGAAAUAACCUGCAGUUUGGUAAGACACUGGGAGCUGGAGCCUUUGGGAAGGUAGUAGAAGCCACGGCAUUUGGACUGGGGAAGGAAGAUGCCGUCCUCAAGGUGGCUGUGAAGAUGCUGAAGUCCACUGCUCAUGCAGAUGAGAAGGAGGCCCUCAUGUCAGAACUGAAGAUCAUGAGUCACCUGGGACAGCAUGAGAACAUUGUCAACCUGCUGGGAGCAUGUACCCAUGGAGGCCCAGUCCUGGUCAUCACAGAGUAUUGUCACCAUGGUGACCUGCUCAACUUUCUACGCCGUAAGGCAGAGGACAUGUUGGUGCCAACCCUGAGUUCUGAGCCUGAUGGAGGCCCCGGGUACAGGAACAUCCAUUUGGAGAAGAAAUAUAUCCAUGGCCAGGGCCUGGACACCUACGUGGAGAUGAGACCCGUCUCCUCCUCCUCUUCUAGCUCCUUCUCUGAGCAGGACCUGGACCGGGAGGACGGGCGGCUUUUGGAGCUCUGUGACCUGCUGCGCUUCUCCAGCCAAGUGGCCCAGGGCAUGGCUUUCCUCGCUUCCAAGAAUUGUAUUCACCGGGAUGUAGCUGCCAGAAACGUGCUGGUGACUAGUAGACGUGUAGCUAAGAUUGGGGACUUUGGCCUGGCGAGGGACAUCAUGAAUGACACUAACUAUGUGGUCAAAGGCAAUGCACGCCUGCCUGUGAAGUGGAUGGCCCCAGAAAGCAUCUUUGACUGCGUCUACACAGUGCAGAGCGAUGUCUGGUCAUAUGGGAUUUUGCUCUGGGAAAUCUUCUCACUGGGUUUGAGUCCUUACCCUGGCAUCCUGGUGAACAGCAAGUUCUAUAAGUUGGUGAAGGAGGGAUAUCAGAUGGCCCAGCCUGAUUUCUCUCCCCCAAACAUAUACAGCAUUAUGCAGGCAUGCUGGGACCUGGAGCCCACUCGGAGACCCACCUUUCAGCAGAUCUGUUGCUUUCUUCAAGAGGAGAUGGAGGCCACUAGCAGAAAGCAGGACUAUGCCAACCUGCCCAGUAGUGGCAGCAGUGAGGAGGAAGACAGUGUCAGCGAGCCCCCGGACUGCUGUGACCAAGUGGACAGCAGCCAGCCCCUACUGCAGGCCAACAACUACCAGUUCUGUUAAGCCAAAGUCAGUUCCUCUAUGGAAGGGUCAACUUGGGGCAUGAAGAAACACUCAAUGAUUUAGCUAUUUCACUGAAGGGCUGGGCCCAACUCUGAAGCUCAGGAAUAUAAAUAGGCUAGCUAUUUCCCUGGGAAUCCAGUUAUUUCUGCAUACCAGGGUCAGAGUGGCAUAUGGUGGCUGUGCUCCUGUCUAGGCCCUUCUCAACCCAUUGGUGCUGUAACAGCCUAUUUUACCAUCUAUUGCUAAGUAUCUCAGCAACUUUAUCCUUUUUCUCCUCUCCUUACUUAAAUAAUCUCGGCCCUUUACGGCUAAGAAUUCCUCUCUCUCCACUCUGUGGAAGAUUAAAACUAGACCUCAGGAACUGAAAAACUGCUUAAUUGGUUGUGAGGUCCAAAGCCCAAACAAUAUGGGAGAGGCAGCAUGGCAUGAAGGAUGGGCUGCAGAAUCUCAAAGACCUGGGUUUGAAUCUCACCUUCCACACUUACUAGCUAUAUGGCCCAAGACAAAAGGCCUGCUUCUUCAUCUAUAAAAUGAUGGAAGUUGGAUUCUAUUAUCUCUAAGGUACCUUCCAACUUUAAAUCUACAAGCCUGUGGAACAGUUACAGACCUGGAUAGGCCAAGUGAUAGAGCAGUGAAAGAAGUCACCUUGUCCACAAAGUGUCAGCCAUCACUAGCAGCAGAGGCCAGUUCUCAGAGAGGCUAUACCUCCUAUCACCCCCACUCAGCUCAAAGCUUACAUGUAGCAUUUCUGCCACAGAUAACUCCAGGGAUGCAUUUCCUUGGGGAGGCAACACAGCAAAUUAAUUUUGUGAAAGUUUGUUUUUGUGGAUUUUUUUGGUUAGAGUUUAAGUGACUGGACUCCUAGGCUUCCUUCCCUGUUUAUGCCCUGCUUUGGGUUAUUAUGGCAUUAAAAAGUCCAAGGUUUAAUAACAUUAGGGCUUACCUUCUUCGGCCCUUUAAGUUAUGAGUCAUUGCCCUGAGGGCUGGCUAACCUUGGCAUUUGGCUGGGCAGGCCCAAAAUGUACCUAAAAGCAUUAAACUAAGCUGCCUACUUUUAACUAACAGUCACCUCACAGGAUGUCAAGGUCAAGAUUAAACUAACAACAUUAACUCAA
Molecule: messenger RNA, 4193 nt
Organism: Vombatus ursinus (common wombat)
Lineage: Eukaryota; Metazoa; Chordata; Mammalia; Diprotodontia; Vombatidae
Gene: CSF1R
Product: colony stimulating factor 1 receptor
Exons: 21
Coding region: 199-3078 (959 amino acids)
Biological process (GO): protein phosphorylation; cytokine-mediated signaling pathway; cell surface receptor protein tyrosine kinase signaling pathway
Cellular component (GO): signaling receptor complex; CSF1-CSF1R complex
Molecular function (GO): ATP binding; cytokine binding; macrophage colony-stimulating factor receptor activity
Source: RefSeq, a predicted model, not a curated record